Colletotrichum fioriniae is the source of this 1263-nucleotide messenger RNA. The record is from RefSeq and is a predicted model, not a curated record. NCBI's taxonomy places the organism in Eukaryota, Fungi, Ascomycota, Sordariomycetes, Glomerellales, Glomerellaceae.
AUGUUCUCCCGCCAUGACUCUCAGCCCCGUCAGACCUUGAUCACCGCUUUCGUCGCCUGGAAGGCCCUCCUACUGGCCAUCGCCCUCGGCAGCGCUGUGACGCCAUCUUACGAUACUUCGACGACGUUGAUGCUCCAUCGCAAUGAGUCCGACAUCUCCCUCGUCACCCGCCUGACGCGCUGGGACGCUCUCUACUUCACCCAAUCCGCCAGACGUGGCUACGUGUUCGAGCAGGAAUGGGCUUUCAACGCUGGUCUGCCACUCGUCGUCUCGGGCCUGAUCCGGGUCGCGCGCCUGCUUGGCUUCGAGGGCGAUGGAACCGGCGCGUUAGAAGCCGCCUUCAGCAUCGUUGUCGCUCACGUAGCCCAUCUAUUGGCCGCUCUUAUGCUGUACGAGUUAACCAUCAAGCUCUUUUCUCGACCUCGAUUGGCAUUCCUAUCCGCUUUGCUCCACAUCUUGUCUCCGGCCGGCCUAUUCCUCUCAGCACCAUACGCAGAGAGUCUUUGCGCCUUCUUCUCUUUCGCCGGCUACUACGUCCUUGCACAUGCACCGGCGUCCACCAAGGGAUCGUUUUCAUGGGUUACGGCUCAGAUCCUGGCCGGCGCCAUCUUUGGUCUUGCGACGGCCUCUCGGUCAAACGGCCUCCUGAACGGCCUCCCCUUCGCCGUCGAUUGUCUAAUGAUCCUGCCCCCGCUGCUGGCCAGCCCUACGAGCUUGGAAAACAUUGCGGCUCUGUUUGGUUCUGUCACAGGCGGGCUCCUCGUGGCAACGGGCUCCGUUGUACCACAAGCGCUUGCUUGGCUGCGAUACUGUUCCGGCGCAUCCGAGGCGCGCGCAUGGGGCGUUGGCUUGUUCCGGUAUUGGACGCUAUCGAACGUUCCUCUGUUCAUUCUUGCCGCGCCGGUGCUAGGACUGCUCAUGGUGUCCGGGUGGGAGGUCAUCAUCAGGCCUUCGGGGUUGGCGCGGAGUCCGACGGCGGAGCAGCAGCAGCAAGGGCAGAAAGGCGCGACGUCGGUUUUGGUGGCCUCCAUGGCCGCUGCCCAACUCCUGCUUGCCGCCUUGGCGAUCACGACGUACCAUGUCCAGAUCAUCACUAGGAUCGCGUCUGGGUAUGCGGUGUGGUACUGGUGGGUUGCCGGCUCUCUGCUGGACAACGGGGCCGACGGCAAGAGACGGGACGUUGGCGGCAAAGUUGUCAUUUUUUCGGUAAUGUACGCUAUGAUUCAGGGUGUGUUGUUUGCGUCGUUUCUACCGCCUGCUUGA